Messenger RNA from Anthostomella pinea, 2556 nucleotides. The record is from the annotation of a GenBank genome assembly. Lineage: Eukaryota; Fungi; Ascomycota; Sordariomycetes; Xylariales; Xylariaceae.
AUGACGGUCUCCGGUCCUCCACAGCCGAAUCCGUCCAAGGACGCACAGGCGGCCCGCAAGCGUCGGAGACGGGCACCGGCCGGAGGGGCUGCCGACGACUGCUUUACCUGCGUCAAGAGGAGCACGAAAUGCGAUCGACGGCGGCCGUACUGCUCCCAGUGUCUCGAGAUAGGAAACGAGUGCUCCGGAUACAAGACCCAACUGACCUGGGGCGUUGGCGUGGCGAGUCGGGGCAAGCUUCGUGGUCUCUCGUUACCUAUUGCAAAAUCGCCUCCUGUUGCGCCUGUGGGCAAGAAGGCUGCGACGCGGCACCGGGCAAGCUCCUCGACGAAUUCGAACCAGUGGAGUGACACGGAAGAGGGGUCUCACAAGAGUCGGCGUAGUGAUGUCGAUAUCAGCGCUGGACAAGCUGGCUCCGUCCCAACGACUUCCUAUGGAACGUAUCCGGAAUACCCAAGAUUCUCCCAGGGCGAGACCAUACCGUCGGCGGCACAUACCGCAUGGGGCAGCCUCCCAACGUACGCCGGAAACAUGAACCACCACGAACAGCCGAAAUUCCACAAGCUCAACACCUCGUUGGGCCACUACCCCAUCCUGAACGAACCGUUAUCAGGCUCCGUCGACUCACUGAGCGAUGUCGAAUAUACUCUAUCGCCCAUGGCGCAUUCGUUCCAAAGGGAGGAAUUGCCUUUCAUGAACAGCCCCACGCUCAUGUAUGAGAGCUAUACCGGCCAGAGCUCCCCUGUUCCACAGAGCCCAGUUUCUGCCAUCAUGAUCGACCAACGGGCACCAACAUCCUGCCCAAGCCUGGUCUACGCGCCUUCGGAGCACAGCUCAAGCCUGAGCUCGCACCAUGACUCUUUCGAACCGCAGAUGGGCCACAGGCUGCUCGCAGAUAGCGAUACGCUGAGUGUUUCAGACCUGGAUGGUUACAGCACCAGCCCGCACUCGACGGGCGGCCAUUUCUGGACUCCAUCUCUUUCGAGGGACGACGACAUGACACCUCAUGUCAUGGAACCCACCUCGGCUCCUCCGGCUGUCUCGUACGAGAGUCACUCGAUACAGGUUAGCCCUGAUCUCAUUGCUAAGAUGCCGUUCUUCAUGGACUAUUACGAGAACAUCAUGUGCCCGUCCAUGGUCCUCAUUGACGGGCCGAACAAUCCCUUUCGAGACCACGUCCUGCAGCUGGCAUCGAACAGCCGAAGCCUCCAACAUGCCAUAUGUGCCCUGUCCGCCUGCAAUCUGAGGAUGAAGAGAAGGCUAAGCCGUGGUCAACACACCAGGAACUCUCCGAUGGCAGAAAGUGGUGGCUCUGAUCAUGUCUCGGAUGCGCAGUCGGAUCAGCAUCCCUUGUCGGAAGAGCACCAGCACCGCAACUUGGCGGUUCACCUCCUGAACCAGCAACUAAACGACCCCACGAAAUCGUGCCACGACUCCGUCCUGGCCACCAUCCUUCUCCUGUGUCAUUACCGAAUGGUUGAGUCUGGGGUGGCCAAGUUUGCCACGCAAUUCGCAGGUGUCAAGAAAAUACUGGAUAUGCGAAGCUCAGCCCCCUAUCAGGCCUCGAGCGACUCUGCGUGGAUGGAGGCUAUUUUUACCUACUUCGACUCGAUAUCGGCCAGUAUCAACGACCGAGAGGCCCAGCUCACCCACUCUUUCUACGGCCUUCCCGCGGAGGCGAAUCUGCUACCCCCGGGCGCCGAAAACUGGGUCGGCUGCGACAGGGAGCUUUUUAAGACUAUCAACAAACUUGGACGUCUGAACCUCUUAUCUCAGCACCGCCCGGUCCAGAGCGUUAUGACGACGCCUACGGGCCGUGUUGGGAUUCCACAUAUCACUUCUCCUUUGAGCUCUUCACCGGGGCGCGUAUUGAAGCAAGAUACCUCAACGCCGGAUUUCUUCAGCGUGGGCCCACAUCGGUUCGACGGCAAUGGCUUCUCGUCGCAACUUGACGACGAAGAAAUGCUGUCCUCUGGCAUGUGCUCGUCACCCAACUACGACGACCAUCGCUCGAGCUUCUGGCGCGAGUGGAAAGAUGCACGCAUGGCUCUACAGAACUGGGAGUUCGAUGCGCAACGGGUUCUAGCCUCGCUCCCCAACUCGCCCACGCAGAGCCAGAUCCGGGACCUCAACUCCCUGUCGGAGGCUUUCCGCUACGCCGCUCUCCUCUACAUCGAGCGUCUGGCGUCCCCCAACGUGCCCUCGAACCACAACACCUUCCGCAACCUCGUCAGCCAGGUGGUCUACUACGCGACGUCGCUGGAGUCCGGCAGCAGCGCCGAGAAGUUCCUGCUGUGGCCCCUCUUCGUGGCCGGGAGCGAGUGCGUCAACGAGCUGCAGCAGAACAUCGUGCGCAACAAAUGCCGCGACAUCAUGGGACGCAGUGGCUACAUGAACAACCUGGCGGCGAUCGACGUGCUGGAGCGCCUCUGGGCCAGCGAUUACCAGCACGCACCGGCGACCCGCGGCAGCAAGCUUGGCAUGAGGAGAGGUCCGUUCAACUGGACGAAGUGCAUUGGGGGGCCCAAUGUCAACGUCGAAUGGAUCAUGUUCUAG